ACUGAGAUUUGCCCCAGAAAGCAACAUACCUUCUCAUUUGCAAAACACUUACUUUCUCUCUCUAACUCUCUCUCUCUAGAGAUCAUUCAUUCCUUCAUACUCAGCCACAGCUUCUAGAUUUCUUUUUCUUCCUUAAAAAAAAAAAAAAAGAAAAAAAAAUGACGCUGUCAGAAAAAGCAACAUGCAAUUCUCACGGCCAAGAUUCUUCCUACUUUCUCGGAUGGGAGGAGUACGAGAAAAACCCGUACGAUGAUUCAACCAAUCCCAAUGGAAUUAUCCAGAUGGGUCUUGCCGAAAAUCAGCUAUCUUUUGAUUUACUAGAAAAAUGGCUGUCGGAAAAUCCGGAUGCAGCUGGGUUCAAGAGAAAUGGGCAGUCCAUUUUCAGAGAGCUUGCUCUCUUUCAAGAUUAUCAUGGUCUUCCUGCUUUCAAAAAUGCACUGGCACAAUUCAUGUCGGAAAUCCGAGGAAACAAAGUCAGCUUCGUUCCCGACAACCUCGUACUCACCGCCGGCGCCACGUCAGCAAACGAAACCCUCAUUUUUUGCCUCGCCAACCCCGGCGAAGCUUUUCUUCUCCCCAUUCCAUACUAUCCUGGAUUUGACAGAGACCUCAAAUGGCGAACCGGUGUCGAAAUAGUGCCCAUACAGUGCACCAGCUCGACCGGGUUCAGAAUCACUGAACCGGCUCUGGAAGAAGCUUACAAGCAGGCGCAGAAGCUUAACCUAAAAGUUAAAGGCGUAUUAGUGACUAAUCCAUCCAACCCGCUGGGCAUAACCCUGACCCGCCACGAGCUUAACCUCCUCGUCGAUUUCGCCGACGCCAAAAACAUCCACCUCAUCAGCGACGAGAUUUACUCCGGCACCGUCUUCAACUCGCCGGAAGAUUACGUCAGCAUAAUGGAGGUCCUCGUUGACCGGAACCUAGUCAACACCCCCCUCUGGAACCGGGUCCACAUUGUGUACAGCCUGUCAAAGGAUCUGGGCCUCCCGGGUUUCCGGGUCGGGUCGAUAUACUCGAACGACAAACGGGUCGUGUCGGCCGCAACGAAGAUGUCGAGCUUCGGGUUGAUUUCGUCGCAGACUCAGUACCUCCUCUCCGCCAUGCUUUCCGACGAGAAGUUCGCCGGGGACUACGUGGUUGAGAACCGGAGGAGGCUGAAGAACCGGCACGCGAUGCUGGUCCGGGGACUGAAGAAAACCGGAAUCACGUGCCUCGAGAGCAACGCCGGUUUAUUCUGCUGGGUUGACAUGAGGCAUCUGAUGAGAGAGAAAAGUUUCGAGGCGGAGAUGGAGCUGUGGAAGAAGAUUGUUUACGAGGUGGGUUUGAAUAUCUCGCCCGGUUCGUCUUGCCACUGCGCUGAACCGGGUUGGUUCCGGGUUUGUUUCGCCAACAUGUCUGAGGCCACACUGGAGCUUGCGAUACAGAGGAUUAAAACCUUCGUGAACGCCAUUAGUGGUCAAAAUCAAAGUCAAAAUCGAGUUUGCUCGAGGACAAAAUCGUCAAAAUGGGUUUUUCGGAUGUCGUUCAAUGGUCGUGAAAGUGAACGGUGAAUCCGGUUUGUGUGUGAACUCACG
This is a messenger RNA of Erythranthe guttata (spotted monkey flower), 1574 nucleotides long. Its product is annotated as 1-aminocyclopropane-1-carboxylate synthase 3. Lineage: Eukaryota; Viridiplantae; Streptophyta; Magnoliopsida; Lamiales; Phrymaceae. Gene Ontology annotation, molecular function: transaminase activity; pyridoxal phosphate binding. Gene Ontology annotation, biological process: amino acid metabolic process; biosynthetic process. The record is from RefSeq and is a predicted model, not a curated record.